AGUCCCAGAAGAGGAGCAUCUGAAAACUCAGCAUUAUUGACUUGGAUUAAUUCCGAAGAUCUAAGUUCCAUUAUGGCCGAAGAAGUCUUGCUGUUUGGUGUGUGGGGAAGCCCUUUUAGUCGAAGAGUAGAGAUGGCUCUAAAACUGAAAGGAAUCCAAUACAAAUAUUUUGAAGAAGACUUAACCAACAAGAGUCCUACCCUUCUCAAAUACAACCCCAUUCACAAGAAAAUUCCGGUCCUGGUACACAAUGGAAAGCCUAUAGCUGAGUCCCAGGUUAUUCUCGAAUACAUCGAUGAGACCUGGAAAGGCUAUCCCAUAUUUCCCAAAGAUCCCUACGAGAGAGCCAACGCACGUUUCUGGGCCAAAUUCAUUGACGAAAAGUGUUUGCCUGGGAUAUUCAAUGCUUGCUGGGGUGAAGAGAAACAGCAUGAGAAUGCUGUAAAAGAAGCAUGUGAACUUCUAAAGCAUCUGGAAAACGAGAUCGGAGAAAAGAAGUAUUUUGGAGGAGAGGCGAUUGGAUUUCUAGACAUUGUUGCUAACUUCAUAGGGUUUUGGUUAGGAAUAUUUGAAGAAGCUUCAGGUACAAAGUUGUUGACAAGAGAGGAAUUUCCCAAACUUAGCAACUGGGUUGGUGUGUUCGUGAGCAGCAGUGGCAUCAAAGAAAAUCUUCCUCCGGCCAGAGACAAAUUAAUCGCCUACUUUCGAAGUCAAUUUGGGACAGGAAGUACCGAUGCCACCAAAUAGAAGAAGAAGAAGAAGAAGAGCACUUCGUCCGUAACAUGCACUCGCAGUUAGUGAAAGAAUUAUAUUUCUAUAUGUAUUUCAUGUAAUGUAAUCUAUCUGUACGUGCGUCAUAAAUAAGUACUUGUGUACGGCUUGUUAUUUUCAUGUAAUUAUAUUUCGUUAUCAUGUCCUUUUAAUUGCCAUAAUUUGUGUAGGUUGUACGGGCGAAUGUCUGUUACUAUCGUGUUUAAUAUGAAACUUACAGAUAUCUAUUCAUAUU
Messenger RNA from Carya illinoinensis, 1006 nucleotides. Its product is annotated as glutathione S-transferase U8-like. Gene Ontology annotation, biological process: glutathione metabolic process. NCBI's taxonomy places the organism in Eukaryota, Viridiplantae, Streptophyta, Magnoliopsida, Fagales, Juglandaceae. Gene Ontology annotation, cellular component: cytoplasm. Gene Ontology annotation, molecular function: glutathione transferase activity. The record is from RefSeq and is a predicted model, not a curated record. The coding region runs from base 73 to 747 and encodes 224 amino acids. The transcript is spliced from 2 exons.